This is a messenger RNA of Saccoglossus kowalevskii, 1011 nucleotides long. Its product is annotated as cubilin-like. Lineage: Eukaryota; Metazoa; Hemichordata; Enteropneusta; Harrimaniidae. The record is from RefSeq and is a predicted model, not a curated record.
AUGGUUUAUUUAAAAUUUAUUGACAUAGAUGUAUAUGAUGGCGGUACACAAAAUUGUUAUGAUGGGGACUCACUCGUUGUAAGUUCUGCCGACGGGCAAAACAUAACGUUCUGCGAUGGAGCGAAUUAUGAAACUGAAGUAAAGAUGACAUCACGAAGCGCUAUCGAUAUAUUAUUUCUUAGUGAUGACGUCAUGACAUCUUCUUCACGGGGAUUCAAGGCAAUAUAUUCGCUUUACUAUCAAGUGGAGACUCACGAGUCAUGUAUUGAUGACAAUGAUGUUAGAUGUAGCGAUGGUCGUUGUAUUUCACUUAGCGUAUGGCUAGUUGAUGGCUAUGACUUCUGUGGCUUUGACACACCUCACGAAAAAGGAUUUCCAGCAUUCGCUUUGGUGGGUCCCAUCGUAGGAAUGCUAGUAUUUUUCUUUUGUUCACUAUUGGCAUCACACAUUAAAGGAAAAUGUAAAAGCACCAAUAAUGAAGCGAGCAAUCAAGCAGCAGUUUCUCUGCAAUCUUUAAAUGGAACGACAACAGGCGAAAUUUUGGAAUCUGCAAUAAGUGACAAUCAUGAGAGUACUUCAGCAACAGUAAAUAGCGACAACAACGACGAUGACGGCAAUGAAAACGAAGAUAGUAGUUUACAGUCAGCGUCUUUGGGUCGACGUAACUUCGACUUUUCGCAUAGCGAAGAAAUGGCACCACCCCUAAAUGAUACCAACCAAUUCAGAUCCAAUUCUCCAAAUCAUCGAAAAUCAAUACUAGACACACCCCCGUCUUACGUAAAUGUUGUGAAGAUUGCAGCGCCACGAACCGUAUUCAAUUACGAUGACGAUUUCGAAGAUAGCCAAUCACAAAGCAGUGAAGCAGACAAUUCGUCAAUUGAAGAACAAAUUCUUCCACCAACGGCACCGCCGUUGGAAAAUGACACAUGCAGUUCAACUAGAACUGACGAGCCUCCCCCGCCAUCUUAUGAUGAUGUAUUGCGAACCACUGACCAUUAUUUGACUUUGUAA